Liolophura sinensis is the source of this 456-nucleotide messenger RNA. RefSeq lists its product as uncharacterized. The record is from RefSeq and is a predicted model, not a curated record. Lineage: Eukaryota; Metazoa; Mollusca; Polyplacophora; Chitonida; Chitonidae. The transcript has a single exon. Bases 1 to 456 code for a protein of 151 amino acids.
AUGGAGCACAUGGGAGCAGAUGACCAAGGCCAUAUGGAGCACAUGGGAGAAGAUGACCAAGGCCCUAUGGAGCAGAUCACCAAGGCUGUAUGGAGCAGAUGGGAGCAGAUGACCAAGGACGUAUGGAGCACAUGGGAGCAGAUGACCAAGGCCAUAUGGAGCACAUGGGAGCAGAAGACCAAGGCCAUAUGGAGCACAUGGGAGCAGAUGACCAAGGCCGUAUGGAGCACAUUGGAGCAGAUGACCAAGGCCAUAUGGAGCACGUGGGAGCAGAUGACAAAGGCCAUAUGGAGCACAUGGGAGCAGAUGACAAAGGCCAUAUGGAGCACGUGGGAGCAGAUGACCAAGGCCAUAUGGAGCACGUGGGAGCAGAUGACCAAGGCCAUAUGGAGCACAUGGGAGCAGAUGACCAAGGCCGUAUGGAGCACAUUGGAUCAGAUGACCAAGGCCCUAUAG